This is a messenger RNA of Plenodomus lingam JN3, 168 nucleotides long. NCBI's taxonomy places the organism in Eukaryota, Fungi, Ascomycota, Dothideomycetes, Pleosporales, Leptosphaeriaceae. The record is from RefSeq and is a predicted model, not a curated record.
AUGAGAUCGCUGCUUAGUAAUACUGGCCCUUAUGAGGACACUGCUCAUAGUUUUCGGUCGGCAUUUGAGCUGUUUGCCGGUUUUGCAUUAGGUAAGACCUUCACCUGGUCAUAUGAAGGCUCGACGUCGCUCAUCACGGGUAAGCUGUCGGUGGAGGGCAUACACUAA